AUGUUCCUCAGGCACCUGCGCAGGAAGCGCGCGGAGGCGGAGAACCAGGCCGCUGGUGAUGCCAAGCCCGAGCCCCUCAACCAGUCUCUGGGUAUGUGGGGCAGCAUCACUCGGUCCCUGACGAGCAAGAGGAGCGUGACGACCACGAUUGACAAGGACCAAGCCGCGACUGAAGCCGCCCCUGCGCCGGCCGCCAAAGAGGCCGCCCCCGCGCCGCCCGCGGCGGCUGUGGAGGCCGGCGGGGUGCCCGCGAGCUACCCCGGGUUCACCCCAUUUGUGGCCGGUGUCGCGAAGUACAAGGAAAUGUACCAGCGGUCCAUUGAAGACCCCGAUGGCUUCUGGGCCGACAUCGCAUCGGAGUUCCAUUGGGAGAACAAGUGGGACGAGAAGCACGCGUCCUGGAAUUUUGAUGUGCGCAAGGGCCCGAUCUACGUGAAGUGGUUCACAGGGGGCACCACCAACAUUGCAUACAACUGCCUCGACAGGCAUGUCCAGGCGGGCAGGGGGGACGUGCCCUGCUUCCUGUGGGAGGGCAACGAGCCCAAGGACUCGACAGUCAUGACGUACAAGGAGGUGGGCGCUCCGCCUGGGGUAUAUCUGGGGUGUUGA
Molecule: messenger RNA, 609 nt
Organism: Monoraphidium neglectum
Lineage: Eukaryota; Viridiplantae; Chlorophyta; Chlorophyceae; Sphaeropleales; Selenastraceae
Product: acetyl-CoA synthetase
Exons: 6
Coding region: 1-609 (202 amino acids)
Biological process (GO): acetyl-CoA biosynthetic process
Molecular function (GO): acetyl-CoA synthetase activity
Source: RefSeq, a predicted model, not a curated record